Messenger RNA from Nymphalis io (European peacock), 1535 nucleotides. RefSeq lists its product as uncharacterized. The transcript is spliced from 5 exons. Bases 422 to 1351 code for a protein of 309 amino acids. NCBI's taxonomy places the organism in Eukaryota, Metazoa, Arthropoda, Insecta, Lepidoptera, Nymphalidae. The record is from RefSeq and is a predicted model, not a curated record.
CGUGCGAGAGAUCACUGUCCCGGAUAGAGCGAUUCUCGGGGCAGCCGAUUUUCUUUUUCUUUUUUAUUUGGCUUCUAGCCAUUGUAUGGAGCGUGAAAAAGUUGCAGUAUUGGUGUUAGAGAAGCGUGAGGCGCUCUUACAAAGCGUUCUAGGCCGAGACGAUGCCUGGCCCAAGAUAUUGGCAGAGGCUGAGCCGGCUGGCCCGAGGGUCGGCCGCUGGGGUGCCGAGUGGCCGAGUUGACUCGCUUCGGGGAAGGGCGACCGCAAGCCGGCCGUCUACUACCUGACCAAGCCCCUGCCGCCCCCUCGCUGGGCGCAGCCGCAGGAACCCCUCCGACUAACAUCGACAGCGCACGAGGAACUCGUCAUUCAAGCCGAGUCGAUCCUCCGCACUUUCCUCGUCAACAACAAUUAUGACUCAAUGAGCAACUUCAUCGCUAUGUACGACUGUCAUGUUAAGUCGCAGCAGCCGGUAUACGAUCUAUAUAAAAAAUACUUACCACUGAUCAGGAGAGGAAAGUAUACGUGUGUGGGUUUGGGAAUAGAAUUGAUUCGGAAAUGGCGAACCUUGGACAAAAAGUUUCCUGGCUUCGAAACGGCGACCGCGUUGAUAUCUUGUGAGGAGGCGGUGGUGGAUGUGAAGGACUACGUGAUGAUGGGAGAAGCGCCAGACUCCGUAGAGUGCGCGGAAAAGGAGCACGUUUUGAUCGGUGUUCAGAUCAUUAUAGAUGGACGCCCGGGGAUCAUGUUAGCCGACCCUGGAUACCAUGUAGGCCGAAUAAUUACUGUUAUGUCCGACCGUGCUUUUCCACAUACCGGUUGGUUCACCAAAUCCGAUGACACAGAAUGUCGUAAGGAGUACGAGUACAGUUACAACCCUCACAACAGCAACUACAUCGAGUGGCACGAGCGGGUGACGAGAGGCAACCUCGUCAAAUACCAGACAUCGCUGAUCUACGCGGCGCAACCCUACCUCGACAGCAUAUACGUCACAGAGAAGCGAAACUUGGUCUACAACUUUAGGAGCUUGCUAUCACGAGAUCCAAAGGGAAAUCUAAAAGCCGGCAUGUACUUUCCCGUGGGUAGACGUAUACAGGAAGCAGCAUUCACCGUCUUCUCCGACGUCGGCACGGAAAAGCGUAAAACCAAGUACAAAUUCAGUGCCUUCACAGAUCCCAAAAACGUUGACCCAUCUGUGGUAGAGGAAAUAGAGCGUUGCAGCGUACAGAUGAGAUACAAGAAGAGAUACCUUAUGCAAGUUAUCGCCAAACUUGCGAAUAUGAUGUCCAAUCACAUAUUCAUCAACCAAGUUCUCGACAUUAACGAUGACAUAUGUCGAAUGUCAUUAUGAAGUUUGACAAAAUGGCGACGAUAUGAAAACUAAAUUGGCGCCUAAACUUUUUUUAGGUUAAGUUUCUUUAAUUAUUUUAGUAGUUUAUGGCAAUUGUAUUGUUUACUAUUACAAUUUGUAAAGUUACUUAUUCGGUGAAUUGGUUAUUUAAUUUUCCUGGGUUAUUAUAAAAUAUUUUGACGUC